Messenger RNA from Salarias fasciatus (jewelled blenny), 990 nucleotides. Its product is annotated as trace amine-associated receptor 8a-like. The coding region runs from base 1 to 990 and encodes 329 amino acids. The transcript has 2 exons. The record is from RefSeq and is a predicted model, not a curated record. Gene Ontology annotation, molecular function: trace-amine receptor activity. Gene Ontology annotation, biological process: G protein-coupled receptor signaling pathway. Lineage: Eukaryota; Metazoa; Chordata; Actinopteri; Blenniiformes; Blenniidae. Gene Ontology annotation, cellular component: membrane.
AUGGACGCUGCAGAACCAGCUGAACUCUGCUUUCCUCAGCUCUUCAACUCCUCCUGCAGGAAGCCUCCAGCUCCUCCGUCCACGGCCACGGCCGUGCUGGUCCACGUCCUGCUGUCCUUCGCCUCUGUGCUCACUGCUGUCCUCAACAUGCUGGUCAUCAUUUCCAUCUCACACUUCAGGCAGCUCCACACCUCCACCAACCUCCUGCUCCUCUCUCUGGCAGUGUCAGACUUCCUGGUGGGCCUCCUGCUGAUGCCGGUUGAAAUCCUUUCCUCCGAUACCUGCUGGCUCCUGGGUGAUGCUGCGUGUGCUCUGUACUACAUUGUCACUUUUAUCAUCACUUCUUCUUCUGUAGGAAGUGCGGUGCUCAUAUCAAUCGACCGCUACUUGGCUGUCUGCGAUCCCCUGCACUACCCCAACAGAGUCACUCUGAACAGAACUAAAGUCUGCAUCUGUCUCUGCUGGGUCUGUUCCUCCAUCUAUAACACCACCCUCAUCCUGAGAAACUUCCUCCGACAGUCGGAUUCUCACAGCGCCUGCAGGGGAGAGUGUGUGGUGAUCCUCAGUAACGCCACGGUCACCGUGGACUUUGUGGUGAACUUCAGCGCUCCCAUCACGGUCAUCAUCAUUCUGUAUCUGAGGGUGUUUGCGGUGGCGGUGUCUCAGGCUCAGGCCAUGCGCUCUCACGUCGCAGCACAUCAGCGCUCCCUCGCCGUCAAGAAAUCUGAGCUGAAAGCAGCAAAGACCCUGGGCGUGGUGGUGGUGGUGUUUGUGAUCUGUCUGUGUCCUUAUUACGCUCCAACCUUCAUAGGUCAGGGUGUGGAGGAAAAUACCUUCACCUCUUCGUUUGUGGUCUGGUUGGCGUAUUUGAACUCAUGUCUGAACCCUCUGAUCUACACUAUGUUUUACCCCUGGUUCAGGAAAUCCAUCAAAAUCAUUGUGACACUGCAGAUCCUGAAGCCCAACUCUCGCCACGCUAAGAUAAUGUAG